Molecule: messenger RNA, 748 nt
Organism: Galdieria sulphuraria
Lineage: Eukaryota; Rhodophyta; Bangiophyceae; Galdieriales; Galdieriaceae
Exons: 2
Coding region: 44-697 (217 amino acids)
Source: RefSeq, a predicted model, not a curated record
CAUCGUUUAACACACUUUUGAUUUUUGAAACUGCAACACUUCCAUGUCUUUAGUUCGAUCAUCCAAAACAACACCAGCUGUUUGUUGCUUCUGCAGAAUAGAGACUUUAGGCUACUUUGAAGAUACUGAAGCUAAGAAAUUGCUUGAAAAUGUUGCCAGAAGUAUGCAACCUAUUAUGAAGAAGAGGAACUGGACAGUUCUCUUGCUUUCAGAAUUCUAUCCAAGGAACAGAAAUUUAUUUGGUUUGCAUAUAAAUGAAGGCGAAGAGAUCAAAGUAAGAUUGCGCGAACCGGAAAAUGUCAAAACUCUUUUGCCUUUCGAAAGUGUUGUCGGAACGAUUCUUCACGAGUUGGCCCACUUUGUUCAUAAAAAACACGACAAGUCUUUUUAUUUACUUUUAGAUCAAUUAACAACGGAAUAUGAAGCUUGCUUUGUAGGUUUUGGAAAAGGCAAUUUUAACUCAGAUAAGGGCCAAAGGAUAGGAGGCAAAAUAUCAAAACCUUCUACGAAACAGGAAAAAAGAAACCUGUUAGCACAAGCUGCGGAAACUAGGCGAAUCCGAGCAGGUUUAUUAUGCGGUGCCCAGAAACUUGGCGGUUCAAGUCCCCAAUCUUCUUCAACUCCACAACAAAUGGCUGUUUUAGCUGCCAUAAGAAGAAUGAAAGACCAGGAAAGGUGUGGAACUGUAGACUCUUGAUACAAAAAUAUGUCAAGCUGGUUGUAAUAGCUAUUUAAAACUUAAAAUCGA